AACUAUUUUUUUUCCCAGCUUCCAGAAAGAGCUAUGUUUCAGAUCAAACAACACAACCCCACACAAUAUGGAGUUUCUGAAUGGCAGCUAGAAGAAGCUCAGGUUUUCUGGGCUAAAAAGGAAGAGAGCCUUGCACUGAAUAUUCUGAAAGAAUUGAUAAAAAAAUUAGAUGCAAAUUGGUUUCAGGUGGAGAAUGAUCCUCACCUGAAAUUGAUGUAUACAGAGUGUCUGAGGCUAUGUGGAACCUGGUUAGCAGAAACAUGUUUGGAAAACCCUACAAUCAUCAUGCAGAAAUACUUAGAAAAGGCUGUGGAAAUUGCUGCAAGCCACCGUGGAGACAACAGAGAUGAACUGAAGAAAGGAAAGACAAAGGCUUUCCUGUCUUUGGCUCGUUUCUCUGAUAAUCAGUACCAGCGAAUUGAGAAUUACAUGAAAUCCUCGGAGUUUGAAAAUAAGCAGGCAUUACUGAAGAAGGCCAAGGAGGAGGUUGGCCUCCUGAGGGAGCGUAGAGUUCAGACCAAUAGAUAUACAGUGAAGGUUCAGCGAGAGCUUGAGCUGGAUGAAUGUGCCAUCCAUGCCCUAACUGAGGAUCGUCAGCGUUUCUUGUGUAAAGCAGUGGAGAACUACAUCAGCUGUUUGCUCAGUGGAGAGGAACAUGAUAUGUGGAUCUUCCGACUAUGUUCCCUAUGGCUUGAAAAUUCUGGAGUUGACAGAAUCAAUGAAAUGAUGAAGAAAAAUGCAGAGAAAAUCCCUUCUUACAAGUUUUUGCCUCUGAUGUACCAGCUGGCUGCUCGAAUGGGAACCAAGAUGAUGGGUGGUCUAGGAUUCCAUGAAGUUCUGAAUAAUCUAAUGUCUAGGAUUUCACUGGAUCACCCACACCACACUUUGUUCAUAAUACUGGCCUUGGCAAAUGCUAACAAAGAUGAACUCCUGACAAAAACAGAUGCAAAAAGAAUAAAUAAGCUAAUUAAAAAUGCACCAAAAGAAAUUUCACAGCUUGAUGUGGACAGAAUGGAGGCUGCUAGAAAUAUAAUCAACAUCAUAAGAAAAAGGAGAGCUUACAUGGUUAGAGAUGUAGAAGCGCUUUGUGAUGCUUACAUCACAUUAGCAAAUGUAGACGCUACUCCAUGGAAAGCCCAAAGAGGAGGAAUAAGUAUCCCAGCUGACCAGCCAAUUAUUAAACUGAAGAACCUGGAGGAUGUUGUUGUUCCUACCAUGGAAAUUAAGGUGGAUCCCACAGGAAGAUACGAAAAUUUGGUGACAGUAAGGUCUUUUAAGCCAGAAUUUCACUUAGCAGGAGGUCUGAAUCUGCCAAAAAUAAUAAAUUGUGUAGGAUCAGAUGGUAAAGAAAGGAGGCAGCUGGUGAAGGGCCGUGAUGAUCUGAGACAAGAUGCUGUUAUGCAGCAGGUUUUCCAGAUGUGUAACACAUUGCUCCAGCAGAACACUGAAACACGGAAGAGAAAAUUAACCAUCCGAAGAUACAAGGUAGUUCCCCUUUCUCAGAGGAGUGGUGUGCUCGAGUGGUGCACGGGAACAACCCCCAUUGGGGAGUUCCUUGUGAAUGCUGACAAGGGAGCCCACAAGAGAUACAGGCCUCACGAUUACUCCGGUUUCCAGUGCCAGAAGAUAAUGAUGGAUGCACAAAAGAAACAUUCUGAAGAGAAAUACAACAUCUUCAUGAAGGUCUGUGACAAUUUUCAACCUGUGUUUCGUUAUUUCUGCAUGGAAAAAUUCCGGGACCCAGCUGUGUGGUUUGAGAAGCGGUUGGCGUACACUCGCAGUGUGGCUACGUCUUCUAUAGUUGGCUACAUCCUUGGACUUGGAGACAGACAUGUUCAAAAUAUCCUGAUAGAUGAACAAACUGCAGAACUGGUGCAUAUAGAUUUGGGAGUUGCUUUUGAGCAAGGUAAAAUCCUUCCCACACCAGAGACUGUUCCAUUUAGAUUAACCAGGGACAUUGUGGAUGGAAUGGGCAUUACUGGAGUAGAAGGAGUCUUCAGGAGAUGCUGUGAGAAAACAAUGGCUGUCAUGAGAAAUUCUCAGGAAGCUUUGCUGACUAUUGUAGAGGUGCUGCUCUAUGAUCCCCUUUUUGACUGGACCAUGAACCCCUUGAAAGCUUUAUAUCUGCAGCAGAGACCAGAGGACGAGGCUGACAUGAGCUCUACUCUUGGUGCUGAUCCACGAGCAUGUAAAAGGAAAGCCAGCAGUGAUGACCAGAGCUUUAACAAGGUGGCUGAGCGCGUUCUCAUGAGACUUCAGGAGAAGCUGAAGGGCGUUGAGGAGGGAACGGUGCUCAGCGUGGGAGGGCAGGUGAACCUGCUCAUACAGCAGGCCAUGGACCCUAAAAACCUGAGCCGCCUCUUUCCUGGCUGGAAACCCUGGGUGUGACUUAGAAGGAUCCAGUGUGUUUUGGGAAGAAAUUAUUUUUCAGCAGCAAAUGUCUUAACAUUUCAAAUUUCUGUUUCCAUAUUAAAGAUUGGAUCAGGUGAAUUGUAAAUGUUUAUAUGUAUCAGUAUUAGGUGGAUGGCUUUGGGUGGUGUUUUUUUCAUUAACUUGUUAGCAAGAAAACCUUUUCUUCCUCCACUUAUAUUUGCAAUACAGCCUAAAAGCAAGCAGUGCUUUGCUGUUUUCUGUGGCUUGCAGGGACUUUGCUCAUACAUAAUGUUCUUAAAGCCUGAGGAUCAUCACUUGUCUAACUAAUCAAUAUCAAGUCUUGCAGGUAAUAAUUUGGUAUAGUAAGAUGGCUGUGCAGAAUAGACAAUCUGAAAAGCAGGCAUGAUGACAUAAGUGACUGGAGUACAUUUCAGGAGUGAGGGGAAGGGAACAUACAUUAAAGAUAAUGCCACAGUGGUAGUUGGCAGAAGUGCAACAGAAAAGAAGAGAACCUCCUGUUUAACAAGCUGGAAAUUCAGGAUAUUUUUCUUAGCUUAGUUAAAUGGGAUAUGACCCUUGAGCCAAGUGUAAUACUGCUGCUUUUUUUGUAUUUUAUUUUUAUAAAUCACUUCUUUUCUAUUUUGCUAUAGUGUUACUAUAAUACUGUAAACUAUAUGUGUAUAUAUAUUUGUUUUUGUAACUAACUCCUGUGAUAAAAGAGACCGGCUCUACACUGGUAUACAAGAUGUCCCUCUAAGACAAUCAUUCUGUAUCUGGAGUACCUUCAGGAACAGUGAUGUUAUGUUUUUGAGUACAAAAAACAAUAGUAGCUGUACUCAUUUUUACAGAUGACAUUGCUGCUUCUGAAAUAAAAAGAAAUAAAAAGGCUCAUCAGUGCAUACUGAUAACAGAAGAAUCUCUUCAAACAACAAUCUCAUUCAUAUAGCUAAUAAAGCUUUCCGAAUCAUUUCUACGUUUAAAAUUAUGAACAAAGUUUUGUGUAUCUCAUGUUAUCCUACUUUCCGCUUGGUGCAUUUUUACAGCAGCAUAGGCAGAGUUUCUGGUCUAAUCUGCAUUUCAUUGAAUUGUGUGUUUUCAUAAUUUUGAUGCUGUUUGUUUUAUAUGUUAAUGUUAACAUAGUGAAAAGAAUCAUUUGUUUUCAUGAUGCUGACAUAAAGCUGUGUUGAUCCUUGGAACCAAAAGUGCCCUGUGGCUUUUCACUGAAGAGUAACAGCUUUGUGCUGGAGUGCAGCCGUUUGGUCUCUGGAAAUGGAACUCUAGGAAAAGACCAAAUAACAAACACUUGGACAGUUCUUACUGUUAAGCAGUGAUAAAAGAAAAUCCAGUCUUGUUUCCUGAAGUUUCUUUCUCAUGCUUCUGACAGAGGAAGUUCUUUGGGCUUUUUUAUUUUUUAAUAUUAGAACUCUCACUGAUUGUACGAAUGAAUGUUGCAUGAAAGCGUUUGGCAGAUCCUCUCCUUCCUUCAUGAGUUGCAGAUGCUCCACUUGAAAGGGAAUGCUUUCAUCUUGCUGGGCUACAAUUUAGCCUCAUUAUUUGAAACAAACACUGAAACCAUUAAUAUUAAUUCAAUUGUCUAUGGAAAGUCUAACUUGAGAGGAAAUAAUACAAUUAUUCCUCUGCAGUGUCUAGAUUGUCAUGUUACCUGUCAUGUUACCUGUGCAAAGCCUCGUGUAGCCAAAUGGUAACCCACCAAGACUGUGCUUUCUAAUUAUUUUUGUUCCAGCAAUUCCUUAAUUUUUAAACAUGCAAAUUAGUGAAUAGUUUCCAAAACUGUAUUGUCUGUAAGUAUACAGUUUCCUUGUAUAAGAGUAGAAAAAGGGAAACCUGGGUAGAAAUGCUCUUUAAUUCUGAACAGCGUAACCAUUGGCAGAAAUGUUUCUUCUAAAGAUAAGAUGGACUGAUAGUUGAAAGCCUCAUACAUUUACUACAUUAGUAAGCUACAGACACAGGAGGACAUGUUAUGUUGCAUUUUAGUAUUAUUUUUUUUCCUGGAAAUUGUCUUAGUAAGUUGAAACACAUUUAGAAAAGGUCAUUUCUAAGAAAAAUGAGCAGUGAUCUGAUACGGAGCUGAAAUUUGUAAUGGAUAUUGAUUUGUUGAAGACAGCUGUCUGCUUAAAAUUGGCCACUUCUGAUGUAACUUCUGUUGGACAAAUAUCCUCAGCAGUGUGCAGUGUAACACUGAGGUUGUCAGCAGGUAAUGCAGUUUGGAAGAUAGAACCUGACUGAAAUUUUCCAUUGUUAAUGUUCUGAGGAUAGGAAUCACUUCAAACUGGUUGCCUGGGGAGCUGCAUCCUAUUUAGAUAAAACCAGGAUGUCCAUCUGUGUGAGUGCACAUCUGAAAAUAUGGCUUGUUCUUAUGGAUAAAGACAACUGAAAGUAAUUUUUGCAGUAACUGAAUUAGUUAGGUCACUAUUGUUUGUUACUAUGAAAUUCUGAAUUUAUAAAGUAGAUUCAUUACAUCUCUGCUCCUUCUUGAGCACACUUAAAUGUUAGGCUUCAUAUUUUCAGGGACCAAGGAAAUGCAAAUACCUAUAAAACAUCCCCCUUUUGAAUCAGUUAAUCUGUUUGGAUUGAGCUGUGAGGUCUUGUGCCCUUGUGAGGACUCCUUGGCAAUGAAGCACCUUCGUGCCAUUUUGGGGCUGAAGCAGUGUUAGGAUGCUCAGUGGUGCCUGACUGUUUCUAGAUUGUUAAGUUUCAGAAUUUGCCUGUGUCACAGACAGACAGGUGUUUGGGCCUUUUCUUUGCAUUAUGCUGGACAUAUUCCUUUGGGAGAAGGAAGGGAUGGAAAGAGAGGCUGAGUGCUUUUCUAAUUACUGCAGAAGAAAGUCUUCCAGUUCCCAGUGAUGGGCCCUAUGAAGUCUGACUGUCCUUCUAGACCACAUAUCCUGAGUGCUGGUUAUUGAGAAGCCAACUCUCUGUUGCCAAAGCAGUAUUCUACAGACCAGUACAGGAAAAUUCUGCCAUAGAGAACAAGUAUUUGGCUUGUAGAAAUUUCUCAGUGUCUGCAUUUGUUACACAAAGCCCCUAUAUGUUUUACAUAUUCUCACUCAACCCCCAGUGUUUCCUUUCUCAAAAGCAGAGAAAACUGAACUUAAAGAUUGGAAAUCAUGAGCUCUGGAAGUGAAAUAAAGGUGUCAGAGGAGUGAAGCUAUUUCCCAAAAUGUAGUUGUGUUUCUGAGUCACAGCUGGAACUUGUUUUGUGGGAGCUGGACAGAUACUGAACAUAAAAAGUUCUUCAGCCUGCGAUGCCCUCAGCAACGUGAUGGAAUGGAUGUUUCUUUUAGGUGAGAUUAAUUUCUUACUAUUUGGGAAAGUUCUGUGAUGCUGGCUGAGAUGUCAACACCUGAAGUGCCAAAAUGGCCUCUCCCUAAGGUGUGUGAAAACCACACCAUUGUGAUUUUUGUGCAUCACUGGGCAGUGGGAGGUUGCCUGACAUUUUCCCAUGUCCAGUAUGUAAGUAUAUUUGUAUUACCUGGGUACCAACUUCCAAUAUUUCCAUCCUUAAAAAAUCAUUUAAAAAUUUAACUAUAUUAAGAGAUUUUACUCUUUUCAGUUCUCACCUGCCCCUCGUAUAAGCCCACAGACUUAGGAUUCCUGGUUGUUUUAAUGAUUAUAACAUUUUUACAGCAUGUGUAACCUCAAUAGAGGGAGAGAAGAUUAAUGAUUUUAUGUGAUUUUGGUUUUCACCUGGACGUGGAUCUUUUAGGUUCUCCCCAAAGGUGUUAAGACUUCCAUAAGAGGAACUGCUUUGCUUGUACUUGCUGUGUCCCAAAUCCACUUGUAUCUGUGAUAGCAUUCAGCAGAUUUCCGCCAGAGACGGAUUUUCAUUUACAGAAUACAAGGAAUAUAUUUGUAGGGGUUUCUCAGGUCUGUGGGACAACUAAAAAAUGACAGCUUUGAAACCUUUAUCCAAAAGUGCUCUGUACCAACUGCAGGCUAUAUGAAAAGAAACAAAAAAUAAAGUACUUGUGCUUCAUC
Meleagris gallopavo (turkey) is the source of this 6372-nucleotide messenger RNA. The record is from RefSeq and is a predicted model, not a curated record. Lineage: Eukaryota; Metazoa; Chordata; Aves; Galliformes; Phasianidae.